AUCUUCGCGGCGCACCACGAGUUCGUGCGCGACGACGCGCGCGACGGCGCGUCGAAGCGCUGGGAGACGCGCAUGGCGCGGCGCUACUACGACGAGCUCCACAAGGAGUACGCGAUCUGCGACCUGUCGCGGUGGCGCGACGGCGCCGUCGGCCUGCGGUGGCGGACCGAGGCCGAGGUGCUCCGCGGCAAGGGCGAGCGGACCUGCGCGGCCCGCGGCUGCGACGCGGCGGACGGCCUCCGGUCCUACGAGCUGCCCUUCGACUACGAGGAGCGCGGCGAGGCGAAGCGCGCGCUCGUCAAGGUC
This is a messenger RNA of Aureococcus anophagefferens, 306 nucleotides long. RefSeq lists its product as hypothetical. The annotation marks the transcript as partial. The transcript has a single exon. Lineage: Eukaryota; Pelagophyceae; Pelagomonadales; Pelagomonadaceae. The record is from RefSeq and is a predicted model, not a curated record.